GAAACCCUGAAAACGCACCCUCUUCACACACAACACACAGUAAACUAUCCCACACAAAUGGCGCUCUCCAAACUCUCAUUGUUCAACCACCUCACCAAAACCCUAACAAAACCUCGCCCUUUGCGGUUUCACGCGCCACCACCCACCUUCCUCCCAAUCCGCCUCUUCUCCUUCGCCACCCCAGAAGAAGCCGCUGCUGAACGCCGCAAGCGCAAACGUCGCCUCCGCAUCGAGCCCCCACUCUCCGCCCUUCGGCAUCAACAACAGCAGCAACCUCGUCCUUCUCCCUCUCCAGCGCCGCAGAACCCUAAUGCCCCCAAGCUUCCAGAGCCCGUCUCAGCACUUUCCGGAAAUCGCCUCAACCUCCAUAACCGUAUUCUCAAGCUCAUCCGCGAAAAUGAUCUCGAGGAGGCGGCGCUCCUCACGCGUCACUCCAUUUACUCCAAUUGCCGACCUACCAUUUACACUUGCAAUUCCGUUAUGGCUGCUCAGUUGCGGCAGUUAAAGUAUUCUGAGCUUCUCUCUCUCCACAGAUUUAUCACCCAAGCCGGCGUCGCAGCUAAUGUCGUGACGUACAAUCUUCUCCUCACCGUUUAUCUCGAUUGCCGGAAAACUGAUUUGGCGUUAGAGCAAUACAAGCAGCUAAUUAAUGAUGCCCCGUUUAAUCCCUCAACCACCACUUAUCGCAUUCUGAUUAAAGGGCUUGUGGAUAAUCAGCAAGUUGAAAAAGCGCUUGAAAUUAAGGAUGAAAUGGAGACAAAGGGGUUCAAACCAGAUCCUACAAUCUAUUCCUACUUGAUGUUGGGGCAAGCGAAGAAUUCGAAUGCAGAAGGGGUUUUUGAAUUGUAUGAGGAGUUGAACCAGAAAAUGGGGUCAGAGGAGAUUUUAGAUGGGGUGGUUUAUGGGAAUUUGAUGAAAGGGUAUUUUUUGAAAGGAAUGGAGACAGAGGCUAUGGAAUGUUACAAGAGGGUUCUGGGUGAGGGCUCUCCUAUUAAGAUGAGUGCAGUUGCAUAUAAUUAUAUUUUAGAGGCUUUGAGCAAAAAUGGCAAGUUUGAGGAGGCACUGAAUCUGUUUCAGAGGAUGAAGGAUGAGCAUAAUCCUCCAAGAAAAUUGAGUGUGAACUUGGGGAGUUACAAUAUCAUAGUUGAUGGGUAUUGUGCAGAGAAGAGAUUUAGCGAUGCCAUUGAGGUUUUCAAUAGCAUGGGAGAGAAAAGGUGCAGUCCGGAUACUUUAUCAUAUAAUGUGCUGAUUGAUCAGUUGUGUAGUAAUGAUAAGUUGGCUGAGGCAGAGGAGCUGUACAAGGGGAUGGGCGAUAAGAAGGUAAGUCCAGAUGAGUAUACCUUUGUUACCCUGAUGGACACUUGCUUUAAGGAGAAUAGACCAGAUGAUGCAGCCCAAUACUUUAGGGCUAUGGUCGAGGCUAAGUUGAGGCCGAACUUGGCGGUCUAUAGCAGGUUGGUUGAGGGAUUGGUUAAAGUAGGUAAAGUUGAUGAGGCGAAGUCAUUCUUUGACUUGAUGGUGCCAAAACUGAGGAUGAAUGAUGAUGCCUAUAAGUUCAUCAUGAAUGCGUUAUUUGAGGUCAGGAAGCAUGAUGAAGUGCUGAAGAUUGUUGAUGGUAUGUUGAGAGAGGAUCCAAAUGAUUUCACUGAGGAGGUAGAGGAGUUUGUUAGAGAAGGGUUGAGAAAGGAAGGGAGGGAAGAUGAGGUGACGAAUCUUAAGUCAGACAUAGAACGGGAGAAGGCUGAGGCAGCAGCUAAAGCUGCUGAAGAAGCUGAAAGAGCCAAGGCUAGUGCUAGGGCUGCAGUUGCCUCUCUAUUGCCCUCUAAGUUGUUCGGCAACAAGGAUAGUGAGAACAAGGAUGUAGAAGAGGAGUCAUCUGAAGCCUCUGAGGAUGCUGCAACUACCUCUUUUUCUGAGAAAACAGAAAUGCAGGCUGGAGAAGGAAUUGCUGAUGAAACUUCUGCAGGUAUUACUUCAUCCAACAAUGAUGUGGGACAAGAAUCAGCAGAAAGUGUAGGCAAUAGUGUAAGCGAGCAAGUAACAGUUUGACAGGGCAAGUUUUGAACUGAAGGGCAAUAUUAUUUCUCCUUUGAAAAAUUUGAGCAUAAUACUAAUAUUUGCAACCUCAUUCAAAUGAUAUUUUAUGAAAUUGAGAUACGAGGAAGUGUAUUUGUAAUGCAUGUAGCGAUAGUAUGGAGGAUGAUGCAGCCCACUUGAUGCACCUUUAGUUCCAAUGUUGUUGAUGUGGCUUCAGUCCACAGAAACAACAAAGAAAAAUUUCCUUCCGUGAUUUUUUUGGUGCAUGUCUUAUUCUUCAGUAAAUAAAUAGGAAAUCUUGGUGGUUGGA
Sesamum indicum (sesame) is the source of this 2347-nucleotide messenger RNA. RefSeq names its product Pentatricopeptide repeat (PPR) superfamily protein. The record is from RefSeq and is a predicted model, not a curated record. Gene Ontology annotation, molecular function: protein binding. Lineage: Eukaryota; Viridiplantae; Streptophyta; Magnoliopsida; Lamiales; Pedaliaceae.